Acanthosepion pharaonis is the source of this 690-nucleotide messenger RNA. The record is from the annotation of a GenBank genome assembly. NCBI's taxonomy places the organism in Eukaryota, Metazoa, Mollusca, Cephalopoda, Sepiida, Sepiidae.
AUGGCCAAGAAGACGGUAGAAAAGACAAGAAUGAAAUCAAAUAAAUGGAAAAAUGAAAAUGUGAAUGUUCGUCGAUCUACACGAGCCUCAGAGAUAAAGCCCAGUGCAGAUGGAUUCCGGUCUUCACUCCCAAGUAAACGGACUUCUCCACGGUCCAUCAAAACUGUUCUUCCCCCCAAGGAAAAAUCAGGGUCCAAGGAUUCAGCAAAGAAGAAAGAGAAAAAGAAAAAAUUGCCAAUGACUCCAACGUCCCAACAGUCUUCCCACACAAAUAUAAAUUUGGCAACUCCUCCAAAUAACAGUCGUAACAAUAGUUGCGUGUCUGUGAACAGUCCAACUUCAAAACACAACAAACCAGUAAAGAAAGCUUAUGUUGUGUUUGUGGGCAAUUUGCCUUAUGCGGUCACUAAGGAACAGCUUGAAGAACAUUUCAGAAAAACUGGAGGAGUAAAAAAAAUUCGAAUUCCUAAAGAGAAAGGCACAGACAGAGGCAGGGGUUUUGCUUAUAUUGAAUUCAAAGACAGAAUCAGCCACAAGAUUGGCUUACGUUUACACCAUACCCACUUGGGCGGACGACAAAUCAAUGUAGAAUUCACAUCGAUUGGUGGAAAAAAUCCCAAAAGGCUGGAAAAAUUAAAACAGAAGAAUUUGAAAUUGAAAAAUAUGAGAAAGGAUUUUUGUCCAUCCUGA